GGAAAUCAUCAAACAACCUCUUGUUAUGGGUCCUCACUCCCUAGAGUACUGUCUGAAACCCGAAAUACUCAGCAAUUGAAAGCCAUAUCAUUCUCCAUCUCCCUCAACCUCUCUAGCUGCCAUGACUGUAGUGAUUGGAUUUGAGGGCAGUGCCAACAAGAUUGGUGUGGGCAUUGUGAGGGAUGGGGAAGUACUCUCAAACCCCAGACGCACCUAUAUCACACCCCCUGGUCAAGGGUUCCUGCCUAGUGAGACAGCCAGACAUCACCGCAGCAUCAUCCUAACAGUUCUGAAGGAGGCGCUGGAGGAGGCAGGGCUGAAGCCUGCUGACAUUGAUUGCGUGGCAUACACAAAGGGACCAGGGAUGGGUGCCCCCUUGGUGACGGUGGCUCUGGUGGCGCGCACAGUCGCCCAGCUGUGGGGGAAGCCUCUCCUGGGUGUCAACCACUGUAUUGGCCACAUUGAGAUGGGCCGCCUCAUCACUCAAGCCAAUAACCCCACUGUGCUCUAUGUCAGUGGGGGUAACACACAGGUGAUUGCAUACUCUGAGCGGCGCUACAGGAUAUUUGGUGAGACCAUCGACAUUGCAGUGGGCAACUGCCUGGACAGGUUUGCCAGGGUGAUAAAGAUUUCCAAUGAUCCCAGCCCUGGGUAUAACAUUGAGCAGAUGGCCAAAAAGGGUACACAGUAUGUGGAGCUUCCAUACACAGUGAAGGGGAUGGACGUGUCAUUCUCUGGGAUUUUAUCCUAUAUCGAGGAAGCAGCUGGGAAGAUGUUGAAAUAUAAUCAGUGUACAGCAGAAGACCUGUGCUUCUCCCUACAGGAGACCCUGUUUUCCAUGCUGGUGGAGAUCACAGAGAGGGCCAUGGCUCACUGCAGCUCCCAGGAAGUGCUCAUCGUUGGAGGCGUUGGCUGUAAUCUGCGUCUGCAGGAGAUGAUGGAGGUCAUGUGCAAGGAGAGAGGUGCGAAGCUCUUUGCUACAGAUGAGAGCUUUUGUAUCGAUAAUGGAGCAAUGAUUGCACAGGCUGGCUGGGAGAUGUUCCGGUCUGGUCAGACGACUGAGCUGUCAGACUCAUGGAUCACUCAAAGGUACAGAACAGAUGAAGUGGAGGUGACCUGGAGAGAUUGACAGCUCAUUACCCAACAGGCUGCAACUUGCACCCACCCUCCCUUUACCUGGAUUGUAUGCAUUGUGUCAUGAUGGAGGGAAAGAAUGUAGAAAUAUGCUUUGCCUCACUUCUAUUGUUGAGAACCCCUCAACAUAAUCGUUUUUAGCCACGCGCAUUAUGAUUUUAGGUCUAGAUUCAAUCCGGACCGCAGAAGAUCUGCGCUAUAGCGCGAUUUAAAUGGAAAGGCAAUGUUCCCGCGUUUGCAGAGACUGCAUUCAGGGUAAACGCUGCAUAUGUCGGCUCAGUCGGAAAUUACAUUUACAUUUCAGCUCUUCCACGGUCCAGAUUGAAUCUAGCCCUAAAUUGCAUUUGGUAAAAACACCUUUGUAUUUCAAUUUGUUUUGACUUUCACUAGCGCUGGAUUCAAUCCGUAUCGCGGAAGAUCUGCAUUAAAAUAAUAGUAAUUUACGAUUAUGCAGCAUUUACCGCGAAUGCAGGAACUAUGCCUUUAAAUUUCAAUCGAUCUAUAAUGCGGAUCUUCCUCGAUACUUCUGCAAUAUGGAUUUAAUCCAGCCCCUAGUCUACAAUAUAGCCACGUUUAUACCUGGUGUUAACAUGUGUCCUGAUCUUGUCCACAUUCUGAUUUUGCCCAAAUUUUUUGACAAGUGUAGACGAUUAAAAGAAGUGAUUGUAAUCAGAUCUUCCAGACCACCUCUGGAGAUAAUCGGUGAUGCGUUGUAAUGUAGCUAGAUUUCUUACAACUGUAAACAGAUCUGGAUGAUCAAACCAUUUAAAUUGUCCCUUCUAAAAUCAUUGACAGGUGGCACCAUUGACUCGAGGCAAUACGUUAAAUAAAAAUUAGCAUUACACUGAAAUAUAAAUUUUUUGAGAAAGGGGAUUGGCAAGAUUAGAAUUUGUGACAUUCUGGUCCCUAUCCCAGUGCCUAGUCCACUGCACAAGCAGAGGUGAGGGCACUAUGGCUGUUUUUUUCACAUAUUUAAAGCUGUUCAUGCAGAAAGUUAGUUUAGAACGUUCGAUAAAUUUGGAAAUCGAAAGUGGCAACGGAUUCCAACUGGCAACCUCUACCCCCCUCAAGGCCUUUUUUUUUCUCUUCUCACCUGUAACUCCGCCCACUGACAUGUCACUAUGCUUCGCCAACUGAGCAUUUAUCUAACCAAUCAAUUCUUUUUGGGCUUUAUUCAGUCCGUAUCACAGAAAUUCAGUGCUAUAGCACCAUAGAAACUGAAAGGCAAUGUUCUUGCGUCAGCGGAGACUACGUUCACCAUAAACGCUCCAUGUCAGCUCAAUUGGAAAUAACCGUUACAUUUCAAUCGUGCUAUAAUGCUGAACUUCGGGGACACGGAAUGAAUAGAGCCCUUAAUUUACUUCAAAAAAGGUAAAUUAAUUAUUUUAAACUUGUCCGUUUUAACAAAGCUAAUAAUGCUGUGGGUUUUAUGUAUGUGAAAAUAUGAUAAAAGAAACGAUGAAGUAAGA
Molecule: messenger RNA, 2603 nt
Organism: Coregonus clupeaformis (lake whitefish)
Lineage: Eukaryota; Metazoa; Chordata; Actinopteri; Salmoniformes; Salmonidae
Product: probable tRNA N6-adenosine threonylcarbamoyltransferase
Exons: 12
Coding region: 122-1129 (335 amino acids)
Biological process (GO): tRNA threonylcarbamoyladenosine modification
Cellular component (GO): cytoplasm; EKC/KEOPS complex
Source: RefSeq, a predicted model, not a curated record